AUGUUCGAGCACAUUACAGCGAGUGCGGCCAGCCUUGCGAAACAACAUAGUCUGAACACCGAGGCAUAUAUCGGUCGCAGUACCAUGAAGGAAGCCCGAGACAAUGACGGAUCCGUACCCUGUCUUCGUUGUAAGCGAGAUAAUCUCGAUUGUGUACUGGGUGGCAGCAAUCGCGGCGGUCGAAGAGUACGUCGCAAAACAGUUGAAGAGGGUAUUCUCCCUUCCUUAACAAAUUACCACCAAGAGGAGAGUAGUUUCCCUUUAGGCAACGUCGGAACAACACCAUGGAUCCGGGCCGACCCCGCCUCUCAGCUACCCGAAGGAGACAAUCAGCUCCACAGUUCCGAAACGUCAACAUCCGAAGAGAUGACCUUUCCUAAUCUACAGAAUCCUUCCGAUGCUCUUGGUAUACUUGCAAGAGUUGCAGAAUCUAGCUCGGAGGAGACUGCGCCCAACAACCAUGCUCCACCAGCAACUCAACCUGUCGUCGUACCCCCAGUACACACGCAAUCUUCAAUGAUAUAUGGUUAUGAUCCACUUGACAAAGGAACCAUCACGCUACCUACAAUACACCAAUUGCUUGCGCGAUACCAGGAGAACUAUCACCCUUACUAUCCGCUAGCCCGCGUAGAGACCUUUGAUACCUCAAGACUGGCCCAUACUGCGAAGACAGAGCCUCAUCUGCUGACGGCCAUUUUUGUCAUCGCUUCGAAAGACCUGGUGGAAGAACCCUACAUUUAUGAAGCAUGCUCGGGGCAUAUGAAGAGCCUUGUCUCCACCUUGGCUGCUGGCGGCGAUGCCGGUGUAGAAGCAGUAGAAGCUCUCUUGAUCCUUGCCGAGUGGGCUCCCUAUACACAAAGGAACUCGGGCAAGGUCGGUAAAGGCGAGGAGGAUAAAGAAAGCUGGAUGCAUGUCGGUUUGGCUCUACGCAUAGCUUACUUCCUGGCUCUGGACAAGUACUCCUUCCGAUUCGUGGACCAGGAGAAGGACCCCGACCAUGACCGCAAGCGUCUCUUGUGGACAUCUGCCUAUGUUUCAGAUCGACACAUCUCCAUACGUAUAGGAAAAGCCUUCUGGUCGAGAGGCCCGGGUCCGCUUACAACGCUUCGACGUGAGGACUACCCUUCGCUGUUCCCGAGAAGUGCAAAUCAAGAAGACUAUGCAAGUAUUUUCCAAGCCAAUCUGGAACUCACACAGCUCUUCAGUAACGUUCAUGACACCCUCUACUCAAACCCGGGUUCCAGUUUCCGCACGCACAUGAGUGGCAGUUACAUUAAGUUCAUCGACGACUUUCGUGCAGCCAUAUACGGUUGGAAAAGUGUAUGGGGUACACUUACCUGCUCACCGCCUCUAAAAGCUUGUCUACUAAUGUCUUAUGAUUAUCUGCGAUUAUAUAUCAACGCUUUUGCCUUCCAAGCGACGAUUCUCCGCGCGCUCCCCGCUGCUAAUGGCUCUAUAGACCCUUCAGCAGGUGGGCACAGCGACCGGCGCGGAUCGAAAAUGCACGCUCCACAGCGCGUCUUCGUCAACAACGUAGGAGCAGUUGGAGAUGCACGAUUCAUCUACGAAGGACUUGAUGCAGCAAAAGCCAUCCUGACCACCGCCAACAACUUCGUCGACCCAGAGAAGUCGCUUCGCUACAUGCCACUACGGUACUACCUCUAUCUAGUCUAUGCCGGCGUCUUUCUCUACAGAGCACGCUGCACGGGCGUCAUAAGCAACGACGAAGACCGCGCAAUCCGUGCCAUGAUCAACGAAACAGUCACCCGUCUCCAGCGCAGCAGCGUGGGCGCCAACAUUGGGAUUCAGCACCCCGGCUCCCGCUACAGCCAGCUGCUCCGUCUCCUCUGGGCCAAAGCACCCCGCAAAGACAAAUCCAGCAACACCACCUUCCGGCAUCCAGGCACGCACGUAGCAAGUCACUCUCUCGAUAGCGGUAGUGGAAACUACCCUCCUCUUCCAGGCCAAAGUGGCGGCUCGGCUCAAUCACCCUCCCAUACUGGCAGCACUGGUACCGCGGAGAGCCCCGCGAUGACCGAGCAAAUGGGUGAUUUUGGGUGGACUGAUCUCGGCGCUGUCGGAAACUUUGCCAUAAAUGGGAGCGGGAUCACAGGACCGGUCGAUGAGGCAGCACUGUGGUCGGGUUUCUUGCCGCUGGACAUGGGAUGGAGUUCAGCCAUGGGAGGGUCGGGAUUAGGUAAGCAUAUACAUCGUCAACCCUCAUCCGCGAGACAAGAAGGCCAUCAUUUACUUGAGAUCAUGCCGAAAGCCACAGUCCAUCUUAUCGCUCUACAGCCCACCACCAACGCCUCGAACUUCAUCGAUGAACUCAAACUAGUGAGCUUCGACGAGCCACCAUAUAUCAUCAAGGGCAGACCAUGCGGCUGGGUCCAAAGUCCUCGCAGUCUCCACAAGGAAGAACUAACCGACCACGAUUGGGACAUCUUCCUCCUCACCAAGUCGGAGACCCUCCCAGCUGGAAUGGCCGGCUCACUAGCAAACCGUAUCUCCACCACCGUCGAAGUACCUCAGGCGCAAUACGACAAUCUCCUAUCGCAAGCGGGCCAGAAGCCCCAGCCAGCGAAAGAAACACCCCCACUGCCAGACGACUGGCAACCAGAUGAGGUCCACGCCGGCAGACGAGGCUCAAAGUUCUACGGCAGGAUCCCAUCGCACGAAGUGCUGGAUGCGCUCGACCGAGAAGAACACCCAGGCGAGCUCAGGCUAGAUCAUCCCAUGGCGUGGUUCCUAUCCAGCGCUGAACCAGCUAGCAUACGAGGAUCGCCGACUUGUUUCUUCAAUCUUUUCAAGUACAAGAACGGCGAUAAGUCGACGCAUGAUGGCUACAUGCGGGGCUUCCAGGAGAAAUUCGGACCGGCGGCAGGUGGGCAGAUUAGGUUUAUGGGACCUGUUGGGGACCUGAGGUUUGGCGCGGGUGACGGACAGAACGGUAGUGGGUGGGAUGAGGCGAACCUGACGCAAUAUGAUAGCGUGUGGCAUUAUGCGUAUAUGUUGAGUACGGAUGUGUAUAAGGAGUUGAAUAGGGAGAAGGUGAGGGGUCUGGAGGAUACGUGUAUUCUGAUUGUGAGCGAGUUGGCGCUGUGA
Molecule: messenger RNA, 3105 nt
Organism: Didymosphaeria variabile
Lineage: Eukaryota; Fungi; Ascomycota; Dothideomycetes; Pleosporales; Didymosphaeriaceae
Exons: 4
Coding region: 1-3105 (1034 amino acids)
Biological process (GO): DNA-templated transcription
Cellular component (GO): nucleus
Molecular function (GO): DNA binding; zinc ion binding; DNA-binding transcription factor activity, RNA polymerase II-specific
Source: RefSeq, a predicted model, not a curated record